This is a messenger RNA of Salarias fasciatus (jewelled blenny), 2673 nucleotides long. It is a transcript of the gene mfn2, whose product is annotated as mitofusin 2. The transcript has 18 exons. The record is from RefSeq and is a predicted model, not a curated record. Gene Ontology annotation, molecular function: GTP binding; GTPase activity. Gene Ontology annotation, biological process: mitochondrial fusion; mitochondrion localization. The coding region runs from base 199 to 2469 and encodes 756 amino acids. NCBI's taxonomy places the organism in Eukaryota, Metazoa, Chordata, Actinopteri, Blenniiformes, Blenniidae. Gene Ontology annotation, cellular component: mitochondrial outer membrane.
UGUGUCUAUGGUGUUGGAGUCUAUAGCAGAGGAGGCGGAAAUACGGAGUGAACCUGACGUCCAGCACCACCGGGUUCUCCUGUCCUGGAGCUGAGAGGGCGAGAACGCCUGGGCGGCAGGUUAAACGUGACAUUCCCACAGCCGAGGAGCCACGAUGCCAGAGGACUACCUGUGAAGAGCAACGUCCAUCCACGUGCAAUGUCUCUGGUUUUCCCACGAUCUAACAACAACCCAUUUCACGGUAAGAAGGAAAAGAGAAUGUUGGCUGAAGUAUGUUCGUCACCACUGAAGCACUUCGUGACGGCCAAGAAGAAGAUCAACGGGAUCUUCGAGCAGCUUGGGGCCUACAUCAAGGAGAGCGCCUCCUUCCUGGAAGACACUCACAAGAAUGAAGAUCUGGACCCGGUCACCACAGAGGAGCAGGUCCAGGAGGUCCAGGGCUACCUGGCCAAGGUGUCGGGGAUCGGGGAGGUGCUGGCCCGCCGCCACAUGAAGGUGGUUUUCUUUGGAAGGACCAGCAACGGGAAGAGCUCGGUCAUCAACGCCAUGCUGUGUGACAAGGUGCUGCCGUCGGGCAUCGGACACACCACCAACUGCUUCCUGAGGGUGGAGGGCACCGACGGCAGCGAGGGCUUCCUGCUGACCGAGGGCUCCGAGGAGAGGAAGAGCAUCAAGACGGUGAACCAGCUGGCCCACGCUCUGCACCAGGACCAGGACCUGGACGCCGGCAGCCUGGUGUGUGUCAUGUGGCCCAAAGCAAAGUGUGCCUUGCUCAGAGACGACCUGGUGCUGGUGGACAGCCCAGGUAUCGACGUCACCACGGAGCUGGACAGCUGGAUCGAUAAGUUCUGCCUGGACGCUGACGUCUUUGUCCUGGUGGCGAACUCGGAGUCCACCCUGAUGCAGACGGAGAAGUCCUUCUUUCACAAAGUCAACGAGCGGCUCUCCAGUCCCAACAUUUUCAUCCUGAACAACCGCUGGGACGCGUCGGCUUCAGAGCCGGAGUACAUGGAGGAGGUGCGCAGGCAGCACAUGGACCGCUGCACUCACUUCCUGGUGGAGGAGCUGGGCGUGGUGGACCGAGGACAGGCCGGCGACCGCAUCUUCUUCGUGUCUGCUAAGGAGGUGCUGCAGGCCCGGGUACAGAAGGCCCAGGGGAUGCCCGAAGCAGGUGGAGCUCUUGCAGAGGGAUUUCAGGCCAGAAUGUUUGAGUUUCAGAACUUCGAGAGGAGAUUCGAGGAGUGCAUCUCGCAGUCUGCGGUGAAGACCAAGUUUGAGCAGCACACUGUGAGAGCCAAGCAGAUCUCCGAAGCCCUGCGCCGCAUCAUGGACUCGGUCCACGUGGCUGCACAGGAGCAGAGAGUGUACUGCCUGGACACCAAGGAGGACCGUCAGGACCGACUGGAGUUCAUAGACAAGCAGUUGGACCUGCUGACAGCGGACUGCAAGGCUCGGAUCAGGAAGAUCACGGAGGAGGUGGAGAGACAGGUGUCCAACGCCAUGGCAGAGGAGAUCAGGAAGCUCAGUGUGCUGGUGGACGACUUCCACAUGGACUUCCACCCCUCAGCUGUGGUGCUGAAAGUCUAUAAGAAUGAGCUGCACCGACACAUCGAGGAGGGUUUGGGGAAGAACAUGUCUGAGAGGUGCUCCACGUCCAUCACCAGCGCCCUGCAGGCCACGCAGACCGACAUGAUCGAGGGCCUGAAGCCUCUGCUGCCCGGCUCGGUCAGGGAGCAGGUGGACCGACUGGUUCCUCGGCAGUGCUUCAGCCUCAGCUACGACCUGGCCUGUGACAAGCUGUGCAGCGACUUCCAGGAGGACAUCAGCUUCCACUUCUCCCUGGGCUGGACCAUGCUGGUCAACCGCUUCCUGGGCCCCAAGAACAGCCGGCGGGCCCUGAUGGGCUACAGCGACCAGGUGCCCCGCCCGCUGGCGCUGACCCCGGUCAGCAGCAGCAUGCCGCCCUUCCCCCAGGGCUCCGUCACGCAGGAGGAGCUGAUGGUCUCCAUGGUGACGGGCCUCGCCUCGCUCACCUCUCGCACUUCCAUGGGCGUGCUCGUGGUCGGCGGCGUGGUGUGGAAGGCGGUGGGCUGGCGCCUCAUCGCGCUGUCGGUGGGCCUGUACGGCCUGCUGUACGUGUACGAGCGCCUGACCUGGACCACCCGGGCCAAGGAGCGGGCCUUCAAGAGGCAGUUUGUGGAGUACGCCAGCGAGAAGCUGCAGCUCAUCGUCAGCUACACCGGCUCCAACUGCAGCCACCAAGUCCAGCAGGAGCUGGCCGGGGUCUUCGCUCAGCUCUGCCAGCAGGUGGACGUCACCCGGCAGGACCUGGAGGACGAGAUCUCUGACAUGAACAGCAAGAUCGAGCAGCUGGACAGUCUGCAGAGCAAGGCCAAGCUGCUGCGGAACAAGGCGGGCUGGUUGGACAGUGAGCUGAACAUGUUCACUCAGCAGUACCUCCACCACUAACUGACUGGAUCCACCUCCUCCACCUCUGUAGCAGCUGGAACUGGCUCUGCAGGCGGCUCCAUCACUGCCUGCUCCUCCUCCCCCUCCUCCUCCUCCUCCCCCUCCUCCUCCUCCCCCUCCCCCUCCUCCUCCUCCUCCUCCCCCUCCCCCUCCUCCUCUUCCCCCUCCUCCUCCUCCUCCUCCCCCUCCCCCUCCUCCUCCUCC